Parnassius mnemosyne (clouded apollo) is the source of this 621-nucleotide messenger RNA. NCBI's taxonomy places the organism in Eukaryota, Metazoa, Arthropoda, Insecta, Lepidoptera, Papilionidae. The record is from the annotation of a GenBank genome assembly.
AUGCCGGCGACCAAGUUUUACUACUUCAAUCUUAAAGCUCUUGGUGAAUCAUGCCGUUUGCUACUAGCUUAUGCAGGUGAAGAGUUUGAAGACAAACGUAUCAGUAUGGAAGAAUGGGCAGAAUUGAAGCCAAAAACCCCGUUUGGUCAAAUGCCCAUACUCGAAAUCGACGGCAAGCAGUACGCGCAAAGUAACGCCAUCUGUCGCUACCUCGGUCACAAGUACGGACUCGCUGGCUCCAACAUCGAAGAGGACCUAAUCAUAGACCAGAAUGUCGACUUCCUCCACGAUAUCAGAGCUAAGGCUGCCGUGGUCCACUACGAGUCGGAUGAGGCAGUCAAAGCGAAGAAACAUGAAGACUUCACUAAGAACCUAUACCCCGUCAUGUUAAAAAAACUGAAUGAAAUAAUUGAGCAGAACAACGGCCAUCUUGCUCUUGGAAAACUUACAUGGGCCGAUUUUGUGUUCGCCGGUGUGUACGACUACGUAAAAACGAUGCUUCAAAUGCCCGAUCUUGACGAAAAGUACCCGAGCUUCAAGAAACUAAAGGAGUCCGUCGUCACCUUGCCCAAAGUAAAGGAGUUCUGCGCCAACGAGCCCAAAACUAUGUACGAUUUCUAA